Molecule: messenger RNA, 849 nt
Organism: Trichophyton rubrum CBS 118892
Lineage: Eukaryota; Fungi; Ascomycota; Eurotiomycetes; Onygenales; Arthrodermataceae
Exons: 5
Coding region: 1-849 (282 amino acids)
Molecular function (GO): oxidoreductase activity
Source: RefSeq, a predicted model, not a curated record
AUGGCGGCCCAGUAUCCAGCUCAGAUGAACUUCCUCGCUCCUCGCAAGCCAGAGGAUGGGCCUACCUUCUACCGAUCCGCAGCCGCAGAGGGAUUUGAGACCAGCAACUUCCAUCAAGAGCCGUAUAGCGUCACUGUAACGGAUGCCCGGCCACAGAGAGAUUCCUUCCAGCUAGACACCCACGGGUUUGCCUUCGCCGUGGACCCAGAGGGCAGCCAGCCAGAGGUGUUGGAGGCCAUCCGCGCAGGCGACAAGGAGACCGUCCAGAAGCUCUACUACCCGCUGGUUGAGAAGCUGAUCAAAGAUCACACCGGAGCAUCAAGGGUAUUCAUAUUUGACCAUACCGUCCGACGCCGGGAGGCCUCUUUGGCAGGCAAGAAUCCCAACGGCCGUGAGCAGCCUGCGGGCACAGUCCACUGUGACCAGUCUCCUCUCGGUGCUCGCAGGCGAGUCUACCAGCAUCUCCCCGAGGAGGCAGACGAGCUGCUCAAGGGGCGGGCUCGAAUCGUCAAUGUCUGGCGCCCGCUAAAGGGCCCUGUCCUCGACUGGCCGCUGGCUGUGAUGGACUGCACGACGCUGCAGAAGGCCGAUAUACAUCCGACGAAGCUCUAUCGCGGCCGCUUCGAGCUGCGCGGCGAGACGGUCAGCAUCAGCCACAACGCCGGACAGCACUGGUACUAUCUCGACAGGCAGCAGACGGACGAGAUCACCAUGAUCAAGAUCUGGGACAGCAAGGACGUUGCCGGACACAUGUGCGCUCACUGCGCCUUUCAGCAUCCCGAGACCCCUGAAAACGCUCCGUUGCGCGAGAGUGUCGAAGUGAGAUGUUUGAUAUUCAGCGACGAGUAG